Molecule: messenger RNA, 642 nt
Organism: Hordeum vulgare subsp. vulgare (domesticated barley)
Lineage: Eukaryota; Viridiplantae; Streptophyta; Magnoliopsida; Poales; Poaceae
Product: NADH-ubiquinone oxidoreductase 20.9 kDa subunit-like
Exons: 2
Coding region: 106-414 (102 amino acids)
Source: RefSeq, a predicted model, not a curated record
CCCAGUGAGAGAGCCCGAGAACCACACCUGAAUCUCGACCUCCUCCUCCCAGCGACCAAAUCUGCCGCCGCGCCGCCUACCGGAAUCGAUCCCCGCGACUGCGCGAUGAACACCGACAUCACCGCGUCAGUGAAGCCGGAGUACCCGGUGGUGGAUCGGAACCCGGCCUUCACCAAGGUCGUCGGCAACUUCUCCGCGCUCGACUACAUGCGCCUCUCCACCAUCUCCGCCGUCUCCGUCACCGUCGGCUACCUCUCCGGGAUCAAGCCGGGGAUCCGCGGGCCGUCGAUGGUGACGGGGGGCCUCAUCGGGGUCCUGGGAGGGUUCAUGUACGCCUACCAGAACUCCGCCGGACGCCUGAUGGGAUUCUUCCCCAACGAAUCCGAGGUCGCGCGCUACAAGUACAAGCUGUAGUGGUAGGAUGCGUCAUCGUUUCUCCCCGUUUCUCUGCCGCAAGUGUUGCAUCUUUCCUUUUAACUUUCUCUAUCUAAUCUCCCGUGAGUGAGCUGCACUUGGUGUGGGCAAUGUCUGGCCUUGGUGUAAUAAAUGGGGUGCCUUGCUGCACGGUAGUGAGGAAUUCAUGAUAUGAUUUUACUCGUUUUGUUAUCACAGGGUCAAAAUUUGGUGGCCAUUUCGGUAAAA